GGACAGGGAAAAUCCAACGCACAGGAGCACAAUGGAGGCGUCAACAAGUGCAAGUCUGCAGCCGCUGGUGGAGGUCCCUGCGCUGUACAAGGAUCCCUGGUACAUGAUCACCAUUCUGCUCGUCUAUCUGUACUUUGUCACGAAAGCGGGUCCGCAUUUUAUGGAGACUCGCAAGCCCUACGAGCUCAAGAAGCUGAUCUUGGUGCAUAACGUGAUUCAGGUGGUGUCCUGCAUAUACGUAAUCAAAGAGGUCCUGUUCAUCACGGACAAUGCCAUAUACUUCUUCUGGAGGUGCCGCGACCUGGGGAGCAGUCCGGAGCACGUGCGCCGCUACUACAGCCUGGCCUACUUCCUCUUCUGGCUGAAGCUCUCCGAGCUGCUGGAGACGGUGAUCUUUGUGCUGCGCAAGAAGCAGAACCAGGUGUCCAAGCUGCACAUCUUCCACCACUUCUCCACGCUGACGCUGGUGUACGUUCUGAUCAACAUGAACAGGAAUGGCACCGCUGCUUACUUCUGCGUGUUCCUCAACUCAAUCGUCCACGUCAUUAUGUACUCGUACUACUUUGUGGCCGCCGUGGCGGACAAGAGCGUGGUGGAGGCCCUGACGCCCGUGAAGAAGUCCAUUACGGUGAUCCAGAUGACGCAGUUCGCCCUCAUCCUGACCCAGGUUCCCUGCCAGCUCGUCUCCUGCGGCAUGCCGCCCGCCGUGCUCCUCUACUUCACCGGCGUCAUCGUGGGCAUGUUCUACGGCUUCUACGACUUCUACAACAGCGCCUACCAGGUGGCGCAGCGCCGCAAGAGUCAGACGCCCCAGCCGGACUCCAAACAGUGAUCGCAUGCCCACAAAUCGCGCAAUAAAAGUGCACCAACAAGUGUGUGCGUGUA
Molecule: messenger RNA, 885 nt
Organism: Drosophila takahashii
Lineage: Eukaryota; Metazoa; Arthropoda; Insecta; Diptera; Drosophilidae
Product: very long chain fatty acid elongase 1
Biological process (GO): fatty acid elongation, monounsaturated fatty acid; very long-chain fatty acid biosynthetic process; fatty acid elongation, saturated fatty acid
Cellular component (GO): endoplasmic reticulum membrane
Molecular function (GO): fatty acid elongase activity
Source: RefSeq, a predicted model, not a curated record